CCCUGCCACAGUCAGCCUCUCUCCUGGAAGCCUGCUAGUCAGGUAAGGGGCCUCCUCUGUCGCUGUUCUCUGCGGGACAUAGAAGCCCCUUCUCCUGCUAGGCAUUGUAGCCGAGACCAGACUGAAGGCUGUGAACCCCAGGCUUGCCAGGACUCAAGAGGUAGAAGGCUUGGGGGCAUCCCAAGGACCUGGGUAAGAGGCAGACAGAUCCCAAGGUCUGAGGCUGCUCUCUCCGCAGCCCUCACCCCGGCAGGAACAGCAUGCCCGGCCCUCCCAGGUUCCUCCCAGACCCCAGCUUCACCUGCAGUAGGACGCCCUGCUGCCUGUGGCCCUCCCUGCAGAAGAUUGCAGCCAUCCUGUGUCUGCUGCUGCCCAGCACCUCCCUGUCCCCCACCUGGGGGCAGGCCAAGAUUCCUCUGGAAACGGUGAAGCUGUGGGCAGAUGCCUUUGGCAGGGACCUGUAUGACACCGCGACCAAAUACUCAGGCUCCCUCUUGCUGCAGAAGAAAUACAAGGAUGUGGAGCCCGGUCUGAGGAUCCAGGAGGUGGAUGGCUUGGAGCUGGUGAGGAAGUUCUCAGAGGACAUGGAGACCAUGCUACGCAGGAAAGUGGAGGCCGUCAAGAACCUGGUGGAGGCCGCCGAGGAGGCUGACCUGAACCACAAGUUCAACGAGUCUCUGGCGUUUGACUAUUACAACUCGGUCCUGAUCAAUGAGAGGGAUGCGAACGGCCAGUACGUGGAGCUGGGCGCUGAGUUUGUCCUGGAGCCCAACGCGCACUUCAGCAACCUGCUGGUGAACACGUCCCUCAGCAGUGUGCAGCUGCCCACCAACGUGUACAACAAAGAUCCAGAUAUUUUAAAUGGAGUCUACAUGUCUGAAGCCUUGAACCCUGUUUUUGUGGAGAACUUCCAGAGAGACCCGACACUGACCUGGCAAUAUUUUGGCAGUUCAACUGGAUUCUUUAGGAUCUAUCCAGGCAUCAAAUGGACGCCUGACGAGAACGGAGUCAUCACCUUCGACUGCCGAAACCGCGGCUGGUACAUACAGGCCGCUACUUCCCCCAAGGAUGUCAUGAUCGUGGUAGACACGAGCGGCAGCAUGAAGGGGCUGCGGAUGACGAUUGCCAAGCACACCAUCACCACCAUCCUGGACACGCUGGGCGAGAACGACUUUGUCAACAUCAUCGCGUACAGUGACUACAUCCACUACGUCGAGCCUUGUUUCAAAGGGAUCCUUGUCCAGGCGGACCGGGACAACCGCGAGCAUUUCAAACAGCUGGUGACCGAGCUGAUGGUUAAAGGUAUGGGGGUCGUGGACCAAGCCCUGAGGGAAGCCUUCCAGAUCCUGAAGCAGUUCCAAGACGCCAGACAAGGAAGCCUCUGCAACCAGGCCAUCAUGCUGAUCACGGAUGGGGCCAUGGAGGACUACCAGCCAGUGUUUGAGAAGUACAACUGGCCGGACCGCAAGGUUCGCGUUUUCACCUACCUCAUUGGGAGAGAAGUCACUUUUGCUGACCGCAUGAAGUGGAUCGCGUGCAACAACAAAGGCUACUACACGCAGAUUUCCACACUGGCGGACGCCCAGGAGAACGUGAUGGAGUACCUGCACGUGCUCAGCCGCCCCAUGGUCAUCAGCCACGACCACGACGUCACCUGGACCGAAGCCUACAUGGACAGCAAGCUCUUCACCUCGCGGGCACAGAGCCUGACGCUCCUCACCACCGUGGCCAUGCCCGUGUUCAGCAAAAAGAAUGAAACGCGGUCCCACGGCAUUCUCCUGGGGGUGGUGGGCUCCGACGUGGCCCUGCGAGAGCUGAUGAAGCUGGCACCCCGGUACAAGCUCGGGGUGCACGGGUAUGCCUUUCUGAACACUAACAAUGGCUACAUCCUCUCGCAUCCUGACCUCCGACCCCUGUACAGAGAGGGGAAGAAACUGAAACCCAAACCUAACUACAACAGUGUGGAUCUCUCUGAAGUGGAGUGGGAGGACCGAGCUGAAAUCCUGAGAACAGCCAUGAUCAACGGGGAAACGGGUUCUCUCUCGAUGGAUGUGAAGGUGCCGCUGGACACAGGGAAGAGAGUUCUUUUUCUGACCAAUGACUACUUCUUCACGGACAUCAGUGACACACCUUUCAGUCUGGGAGUGGUGCUGUCCCGGGGCCAUGGAGAAUACAUCUUCCUGGGGAACACAUCUGUGGAAGAAGGCCUGCACGACCUGCUGCACCCGGAUCUGACCCUGGCCAGCGACUGGAUCUACUGCAUCACGGAUAUCGACCCCGAUCACCGGAAGCUCAGCCAGCUGGAGGCCAUGGUCCGCUUUCUGAAAGGGGAGGACCCAGACCUGGAGUGUGACGAGGAGCUGGUGCGGGAGGUGCUGUUUGACGCGGUGGUGACGGCCCCCAUGGAAGCCUACUGGACAGCGCUGGCUCUCAACGCCUCUGAGGAGUCCGAGCGCAUGGUAGACAUGGCUUUCCUGGGCACCCGGGCCGGCCUCCUCAGAAGCAGCUUGUUCGUGGGCUCUGAGAAGAUCUCCAACAAGGAGUUCCUGACCCCCGAAGACAAGGCCAGCGUGUUCACCAUGGACCACUUCCCUCUGUGGUACCGCCAGGCCGCGGAGCAGCCCCCUGGCAGCUUUGUCUUCAACCUCCGCCCAGCAGAGGGACCAGAAGGUCCGGGUGAGCCGGGGGUGGUCACAGCGAGCACAGCUGUAGCCGUGACCGUGGACAAGAAGACGGCCAUCGCUGCAGCGGUGGGCGUCCAAAUGAGGCUGGACUUCCUGCAGCGCACCUUCUGGGCAGCCACACAGCAGUGCAGCGCGGGGGAUGGGCCGUGCCCACAAAGCUGUCAGGACAGUGACCUGGACUGCUUCACCAUCGACGACAACGGGUUCAUCCUGAUCUCAGAGAGGCCCCAGGAGAUGGGAAGGUUUCUGGGGGAGGUGGACGGUGCUCUCAUGACCCAGCUGCUCAGCAUGGGGGUAUUCAGCCAAGUGACCAUGUAUGACUACCAGGCCAUGUGCAAACCCCCGAAUCACCAUCACAGCGCAGCCCGGCCCUUGGUCAGCCCCAUCUCUGCCCUUCUAGCUGCCACCAGAUGGCUGAUGAAUGAGCUCUUGCUGUGGCUGCUGGAGUGGAGUGCCUGGGGCUCCCCGCAUGCGCACAGAGGGGCCGCGGCCAAAGCUGUCUUCCAUCACUCCCACAAGCACAAGAAACAGGACCCGCUGCAGCCCUGCGACACGGAGUACCCUGUGUUUGUGCACCAGAGGGCCGUCCGGGAGGCCAGCGGCAUCAUCGAGUGUGGCGCCUGCCAGAAGAUAUUCGUGAUGCAACAGAUACCUCAUAGUAACCUUCUCCUCCUGGUGACAGACCCCAGCUGUGACUGUAGCAUCUUCCCGCUCAUCCUGCAGCAGGCUACAGAAGUCAACUAUAACGCCUCCAUCAAGUGUGACAGAAUGCGCUCCCAGAAGCUCCGCCGGCGGCCAGAUUCCUGUCAUGCCUUCCAUCCAGAGGAGAAUGCCCAGGACUGUGGCGGCGCCUCGGCCACCUCCGCCUCGCUCCCCCUGCUCCUGCUCUUGUGUGCUUGGCUGCUGCUACCCCAGCUGCCGUGACACUCACCCCGUCCAACCUCGGUUUUGACAAGGUGAUCCUUCCAGAUACAUUUUAAAGAGUCAGCAACUAAUGUGGGAACCCAGCUCACUACAGUUGGGUUAUCAGCCAGGUCUGGGCUCAUCUCAGUCUUGAGCUAAUGGACCCUGCCUCCUGAAAUUGCUGGAUGAAACCAGAAGCCACUACCCAAAGACCUUCCAGGGCGCCUGGAGCCACCGCCCAUCUCAAUGGGCAUCCUCCCCUUCCUCCCUCCUCUUCAGGAGCCCAGUGUGAGCUGAACCUGGACUAAGACAAAAGGAUUUAAUCUACUCUCCAGAAGUCCAGACUCAGCCAAAGAAAGGGUCAGCUAUUUCUAAUGAACCUGGUUGGUCUCCAGUGGAACCCACGGACUUAAAGAUACCGAGAAAGAGGAGCAGAACGAGACCAACAAUACCAACAGCAGAAAUGAGGUCAAAGCAAGAACAAGCCCCUGCCCAAAACAUAACUGCCUCAAAGUGAGAUGCAUGGUGGGGGCACCUCAAUUUCCUUCUGCUGCUCAAGAGUUCUAACUGUGUGUG
This is a messenger RNA of Molossus molossus (Pallas's mastiff bat), 4163 nucleotides long. It is a transcript of the gene CACNA2D4, whose product is annotated as calcium voltage-gated channel auxiliary subunit alpha2delta 4. The record is from RefSeq and is a predicted model, not a curated record. Gene Ontology annotation, cellular component: voltage-gated calcium channel complex. Gene Ontology annotation, molecular function: voltage-gated calcium channel activity. NCBI's taxonomy places the organism in Eukaryota, Metazoa, Chordata, Mammalia, Chiroptera, Molossidae.